Molecule: messenger RNA, 453 nt
Organism: Rhizophagus irregularis DAOM 181602=DAOM 197198
Lineage: Eukaryota; Fungi; Glomeromycota; Glomeromycetes; Glomerales; Glomeraceae
Source: RefSeq, a predicted model, not a curated record
AUGCAAUCCAUCGAUUCAUUGAGAGAAUUAAAUUCCAAGCUCUUAGCUGAGAUUUCUGAGCUUAUGAAGGUGAAUGCUGAGCUUAAGGACAAGAAUGCUGAGAUCCCUGAUCUUAAAAGGAAGUUUGCUGAGAUUGAGUCUGAGAAAGUUGAGCUUAAGGCCAGGAUUGCCGAGAUUCUAAGACAGGCUGUGGAAGAGAAUCAGUUAUCCAUGGCAACACAUCAUGAGAAACCGUUAGUGGAUAAGAAAAUGGAUACUUCAUUACCUGAAGAACUGAUUCCAGAGGUGAUUGCAAAGCAAUCGGUAUCAGCUGUUAACAUAUCUGUUAUGGACCAAUGUGAUCAGACAACCUUAGAAGAUAAAGAAACAAAUGCUUUCUUGGAUGAAGUACGUAAGAAAAAGAUUAGUGAUGAGAUUAGACAACGCAAUAGGAAGAAGAAACUUCAAGCCUAA